AUUGAACUGACGCCGUUUGAAGCGUGAGACCCUGAAGCUUAUAUACUAGUGGGCGGGGCCACAAUAAUACAACCUUCCUGCAGAGGCGGUGCUUAGUGAGUCCGAGGGCAGGGUUUGGUGUAGGGUGUGGGCGGGGCUUAUCCGGGUCUUCCCUCGGCGGACUGCAGUGUGUGGUGUACCCUUUGAGGAGCGCCGUCAUGGAAACGCAGGCAGGAAAUCAGCUCUGCCAAAAUCCACAUUCCUGGGAUAUUCAUUAAAAGAUUUUUGGGUUUUUUUUUUUAUAUAUAUAUAAAAGAAGCGUGGAAAUAAGGGACGACUGGAGAGACUCUUCCACACCCUGGGAUCAUUUAUUUCUAUUUAACCUGGUGGAUGUUUUUUUUAUUAUUAUUAUUAUUUAUAUAAAUAUACAGAAAUUCCGUAUUGUUGGUGGAUCUACUUGAUUUCUGUCUGGGGUGGUGGUGGUUGUUGUUUUUGUUUGUUUGUUGUUUUUUUUACGACUUGGUGUGUUUGAAUGGCUUGAGGACGUUUUCCCAGCCGCCUCUCAGACUCAGUGAUGUCCAGAUGCUUUGUUUACUCUUUAAUUUGACCGUUUGAGCAUCUGAGGAUGUGAUUAAAUAAUAACACAAUAUUUAGACAAAGGAUCCACAGAGAGGAAAAGGAGAUUUGCACAGAUUUCUUUCCCCGUUUCUCCCAGUAUGACCGGAGGAGCGUUUGCGUCUGUGUUUUGCGGUUAUUUAUGGGAAAGCAUUCAUUCAGAAUAAAAAUGAGUCCCGUUCAAUUAAGCUGAACUCCUCUGGAGGUACAGGAAACGCUUUUUUUUUUUUUUUUUUUUAAAGAUAUCUUUUUUUUUGGUGUUGUUCUAUUGGAGAAAAUGGACAGUGAAGUAUUCACACCUCAGCUGGAGCAGUUUCUGCUCACUCCUCUGGUGGCAUGGGUGAAAACAGUGGUCCAGCCAAGCCCAAGCGACCGAAGCAGUCUUUCUCUGUACAUGGAGUUAGUGGAUGGUUCCUACCUCAAUGAGGUCAUGUUGAGGAUAAAUCCGAAAGCUUCCAGCCAGAGAGUGAACAAGAAAGUGAACAAUGACGCGGUAUUACGUGUGCAGAACCUCUCCAUCCUCAUACGCCACAUCAAAACAUACUAUCAGGAGAGCCUGCAGCAGCUGGUGAUGAUGCCUCUGCCCAACGUGCUGGUGCUCGGCAGAAACCCGCUCACUGAACAAGGCUUGGCUGAGGUGAAGAAGCUGCUCUUGCUGUUGCUCGGGUGUGCUGUUCAGUGCGAGGAAAAGGAGGAGUACAUCGAGAGGAUCCAGACGCUGGAUUUCGACACCAAGGCGGCCAUCGCGUCUCACAUUCAGGAGGUCACCCAAGAUCAGGAGAAUGUUCUGGACCUGCAGUGGCUAGAGGGGGGCGAAUCUCCACCCGAGGACCUGGACUCGCUCUCCAGAAACCUGGCCUUCCAUCUCAGACGCCUGGUGGACGAGAGAGACGAGCAGCUGGAGACGAUCGUAGAGCUGACCCAGGAGAGAGACUGCGGCCAGUCUCCAGCUCCUCCUCCUCCGCCCUGUGCCCAGUCUCCCAGCGACUCGCCCAGCAUGCGGCGCACCGAGAGCAGGCAGCAUCUCAGCGUCGAGCUGGCAGACGCCAAGGCCAAGAUCCGACGCCUCCGCCAGGAGCUAGAAGAGAAAAGCGAGCAGUUGCUGGACUGCAGACAGGAACUAGAGAACCUGGAGAAAGAGCUGAGGAGGAUUCAGCAGGAGAACCUUCAGUUGCUGUCAGACGCGCGCUCGGCGAGGGCCUACCGCGAUGAGCUGGACGCUCUGAGAGAGAAGGCCAUCCGAGUGGACAAGCUGGAGAGCGAAGUGGGCCGUUAUAAAGAAAAGCUCCACGACAUCGAGUUUUACAAAGCCCGGGUCGAGGAGCUUAAAGAGGACAAUCAGAUCCUGCUGGAGACGAAGAGCAUGUUGGAGGACCAGCUAGAAGGCUCCAGGGCUCGCUCGGACAAACUGCACGAGCUCGAGAAGGAGAACCUGCAGUUCAAAGCCAAAAUCCACGACAUGGAGAUGGAGCGAGACAUGGACAGGAAGCGUAUAGAGGAGCUGCUGGAGGAGAACCUGGCGCUGGAGAUGGCUCAGAAGCAGAGCAUGGACGAGUCCCUGCACCUCGGAUGGGAGCUGGAGCAGCUUUCCAAAACCACACCCGAAGUCACCGAGGUUCCUCAGAAGUCUCUGGGCCACGAGGUCAAUGAGCUGGCCUCCAGCCGCCUCCUGAAGCUGGAGAUGGAGAACCAGGCGCUGCUGAAGACCGUGGAGGAGCUGAAGGGUCGCGGCGAGGCCGGCGCACGCCUCCUCAAGGCUGAAAAGGAGAACCUGAGACUCAGCCAGAAGCUGGAACAGCUGGAGAGCGAAGCGCAGUCUGACAGGGAGAGUCUGCGCAGUGCCGAGAACCUGAGCUCAGACCUGAUGAAGGAGAAAGCUCAGCUGCAGAAAACCCUGGAGACUCUGAGGGAGAACUCGGAGAGACAGGUGAAGGGGUUGGAGCAGGAGAACGAGCACUUGAACCGGACCAUCACGUCCCUCAGGCAGCGCUCUCAGGUCAGCGCCGAAGCCAGGGUCAAAGAUGUCGAGAAGGAGAACCGCGUCCUCCACGAGUCCAUCAAAGAGACCAGCGGCAAGCUGAACAAGCUCGAGUUCGAGCGCAAGCAGCUCCGCAAAGACCUGGAGUGCUACAAGGAGAAAGGCGAGAAGGCGGAGGAGCUCGAGACGGAGGUCCAGCGCCUGGAGCGUGAGAACGAGGGUCUGCAGAAACGUGUGGCGAGCCUUGGGAUCACCUGUGAGAAGGUGGACGCCUUGGAAAGGGAGAACGCUGAGCUGGAGGCGGAGAGCAGAAGGUUGAAGAAGAAGAUUGAUGGGCUGAGGAACGCGUCCCUGCAGUUGGAGGCAUUAGAGAAGGAGAACGCCCAGCUGGACGAGGAGAACCUGGAACUGCGGCGUACGGCCGAGACUCUGAGGUCCGCAGGAGCCAAAGCCGCUCGUCUGGAGCAGGAGAACCGAGAGCUGGAGAGCGAGAAGAAUCAGAUGCAGAGAAACCUAGAGCUGCUAAAAGCUUCGUCCAAGAAAACCGAACGCCUGGAGCUCAGCUACCAAGGUCUGGACUCGGAGAACCAGCGGCUCCAGAAGUCCCUGGAGAACAGCGGGCGUAAAAUCCAACAGCUGGAAGGAGAGCUCCGGGACCUGGAGAGCGAGAACCAGAGCCUGCAGAGGAACCUGGAAGAGCUGAAGAUCUCCAGCAAGCGUCUGGAGCAGCUGGAACAGGAGAACAAAGUGCUGGAGCAGGAGAGCUCGCAGCUGGAGAAAGACAAGAAGCAGCUGGAGAAGGAGAACAAGCGGCUGAGGCAGCAGGCUGAGAUCAGAGACUCCAAACUGGAUGAGGACAGUCAGAGAAUAUCGCAGUUGGAGAAGGAAAACCGCGCGCUGAGCAAGGAAGUGAGCACCCUGAGCGACUCCUAUAACCGCGUCAAAGAUCUCGAGAGGGACAACAAGGAGCUGGUGAAGCAGGCCACGAUCGACAAGAAGACACUGGUCACGCUGAGAGAGGAGCUGGUGAGCGAGAAACUAAAGAGUCAGCAGACGAACAACGACCUGGAAAAACUGACUCACGAGCUGGAGAAGAUGGGGCUGAAUAAAGAAGGGCUGCUGCACGAUGAACAGUGCUCUGCUGCGAGGUUCAAGCUCCUGGAGUCGAAGCUGGAGUCCACAUUGAAGUCCUCGCUGGAGAUUAAAGAGGAGAAGAUCGCCGCCCUGGAGGCCAGACUGCAAGAGUCCUCCAACCUUAACCAGCAGCUCCGGCAGGAACUCAAAACAGUGAAGAAGAACUACGAAGCUCUUCGUCAGAGGGAGGAGGAAGAGCGCAUGGUGCACAGCUCGCCCUCGAGAGGAGGGGAAGGCUCGCAGAGCACCAGCAAGUGGGAGAAGGAGAGUCACGAGGCCACUCGAGAGCUGCUGAAGGUCAAAGACCGACUCAUAGAGGUGGAGAGGAACAAUGCCACUCUUCAGGCGGAGAAGCAGGCGCUGCGUACGCAGCUGAAGCAGCUGGAGACUCAGAGCAGUAACCUCCAGGCUCAGAUCCUCGCUCUGCAGAGACAGGCCGCCUCGCUGCAGGAGAACAACACCACACUGCAGACUCAGAACGCUAAACUACAGGUGGAGAACUCGACACUGAACUCUCAGAGCGCGGCGCUCGUCGGCCAGAACGCUCAGCUGCAGAGUCAGCAGUGCAGCGCCGAAAGCGAGCGAGACGGCGCCGUACGGGAGCGCGAGGACCUCCGAUCCACCUACGAGCUGCUACUGAGGGAUCACGAGAAGCUCGCGGCUCUGCACGAGCGCCAGGCAGCCGAGUACGAGGCCCUGAUCGGCAAACACGGGGGUCUGAAGAGCGCACACAAGAGCCUGGAAGUGCAGCACCGAGACCUGGAGGACAGGUAUAACCAGCUGCUGAAGCAGAAGGCACAGCUGGAGGAGCUGGAGAAGGUUUUGAAGGCCGAGCAGGAGAAGAUGCUGUCGGAGAACCAGAGGCACCAGGCCACAGCGGCCGAGUAUCAUAAACUGAAGGAAGAAAACGACAAGUUGAACACUACAUACCAGCAGCUGCUGAGAGAUAACGAGGGCCUGCAGGCCGACCACAAGAACCUGAAGAGCCAGCUGAACGCCGCUAAACUGGAGCAGACGCGCCUGGAGGCCGAGUUCUCCAAGCUGAAGGAGCAGUACCAACAGCUGGAUAUCACCUCCACCAAACUCACCAACCAGUGCGAGUUGCUGAGCCAGCUGAAAGGGAAUCUGGAGGAGGAGAACCGACACCUGCUGGACCAGAUCCAGACCCUGAUGCUGCAGAACCGAACCCUGCUGGAGCAGACCAUGGAGAGUAAAGACCUCUUCCACGUCGAGCAGAGACAGUACAUAGACAAACUCAACGAGUUGAGGAGACAGAAGGAGAAGUUGGAGGAGAAGAUCAUGGAUCAGUACAAAUUCUACGACCCCUCACCCCCCAGGAGAAGGGGCAACUGGAUCACGCUGAAGAUGAAGAAACUGAUCAAGCCAAAGAGUCGAGAGCGAAUGCGUUCCCUCACCCUCACGCCCUGCCGCUCCGAGUCGAGCGACGGCUUCCUGGUGGCUCCUCAGGACAGUCAGGACAGCUCGUCCAUGGGCUCCGGGUCGCUCGACGACCCUCUGAGUCAAAAGAGGAGCGGCACACUGAAAAAGCUGCCCUUUAUGAGGAACAGGUCCAAGGACAAAGACAAAGUGAAGGCUAUCUACCGGCGCUCCAUGUCCAUGAACGAUCUUCUGCAGUCCAUGGCGCUGGCCGGUGCUGGGCAGUGGAGUGGCAGUACCGAUCACCUGGAGGCUCCUGAAGACCCGGUGUGUGCAGGUGGGAGUCAGCGAAUGAAGGAGCUCGCGUACUCCACCACAGCCAUCAACUACACCACCCUCAGCAACAAGCACAAACUCAAGAGCAAAGAUAAUGUCUCCUGCGAGGACGUCACUCCCACCUCUUCAGACGAGCAAAGUGCAGUUCGAAGCCAAGGUGCGGUGAACGGCAGCGUGAGCAGACCGCACAGCGAGAGCAGCGGAGAGUUCAGCCUCAGUCUGGACGCCGAGGUUUGGUCGAGCGAGAGCAGCCCGGUACAGAGAUCGUCUCAACACAACCAGAGGAGGAGGAGCAGCGCUCACGCCAACGAGUCUGGCAGCCGGGACAAUCUGAGCGCAGAAUCUCCACGUCUGUCCAGAGCGUCCGAUCCCGUGCAGAAGGAGCGCACCAAGGGGCGGGGCAUCCUGAGGUCUGCCAGCGGGAAGGCCACGCCCACCGAGUCCCGAGCAGGCCGACCGAGUCUGCGUAAGGCAGAGAGCACUCGGGUGAAGGGCCCGAGUCAGCCCAGGUUAGGCCUGAGUGCUCAGGCAAAAGCGACUUCUGUGUGCGAGCGCCUGGACGCCUCGUCCUCUUCCGCCGGACUUCCUCGUGCCAGCAGCGUCAUCUCUACAGCCGAGGGCAGCACGCGCCGCUCCAGCGUCCACGACAUGCUGGCCAAGGACGCACGCGAGCCCGUCUCUGUGGAUCCGUCGCCCUCGAAGGGUCAGGCCGCAUCCAAUGUGGAAACGUCACGCGAGCGCAGGAAAUCUAAAAGCCGGUCCGGAGAGCAGCAGAUCUCCUAAAGUGUUAGCGUUUUGCCGAGCCGGAGGGUUCCUCCAUCUCAGCGCUUCAGUACUGCAUGCUGUUCUGACGCCGUGGCUGGAAGCUCCUCGUGUAUAAACGUCAUCACCUCUUUGGUUUUUCUUCUGCGCUUCUCUCUUCACCGCUUCCUCACACAGAACCUCUGACCUGACCUUUUUUUUAAGAUAAAUGAAUAAAUUAAAAAAGGAGAUCUACAUUGACAUGGACAAAAAAGAUGCUUCGGUAUUAAAACAAAUCUUUUUUUUUUUUUUCCUUGAAUCAAGGAAAUGCAAGGGUUUCAACGUGUUGCUCUUUUUUUUUCUUCUUGGACCGGUUUUUGCCAAGUUGACAUUUUUUUUUUUUUUUUUUUGGCCUUCAAAACCCUGUGUGACUCUCAACCAUCCGUCAGUGCACUUUUCUUUCCCUUUCUCUAAUGCCUGCAUGCGACGCUGCGUCCAAAUCCAGACGCAGUCCAACCACACGCAGGAAAUCCGAUCAACAACGUCCUGCUUCCCGACUCACCCGAGCGGAGCAAAGAAGUGGACGAGAAAUAUGAAGCACAAGGACAGAAAAGACUCUCUGUGUGUGUGUGUGUGUGUGUGCGCGAGAGUGUGAGUGUGUAAGACUACUGACGCCAUUCAGCCCUGCCAUAGACUUCCUUUUCCACUUUUACAUAAAUGCCGUUGAUGUGAGAAAACAAAAGUGUGUGUGUGUUAUUUAACAUUUUCAACCCACACCUUUAACGCUCUUAAAAUAUAAAACUAAUCACUGUAAACGUUCCAAAACACCGCCGCUUACCGCCAGCGGUUUGCUCUUCUGUACCUUCAUUUCGCCUCGGAUCACGUUGCCUGCUUUACUUUUUGUACUAACACAUGAGUAAAAAAGAAAAAGGAAACGGUGGUGGUGUUUUUCAUUCCAGUUCGGGCAAGUUCUUUCACGAUGUUCUCGAAUUAAAAAAUAUUUAGCUCAUAUCACAAAUUCUACACCGUGCAUUCUUCCUCCUUCUCAACCACCUUCAUUCAUUUCCUUUCCUCCAUUCUCAAAGAAUUCGCACUGAGCGGGACUGAGACCGAGCUCCGUGUUGUGCUGUUGGAGGAAAAUAAUCAACGACGGCGUGGUGUGAUGCAGCGAUGUGACCGUUAUAACCCUGAACUUUAUUAUUUUCUAACAACAGCACGUCCUGGAAUGUUUUAUUCCUCUUACACGGCGCCGGUUUUCCAACGAUUACGAUUUUCAUUUACUUUUUUUUUUUUUUUAUUUUUUUUAAAAUGGCAACUUUCUUAUCGGUUUAUCGUGACAUUUCAUGUUGUGGUACGUCCAAGCGGUAGGACAAGUUCUCACUUGCUGUAGCAGCUGAUAAACAGUAGAGCAGAUCUAUUUUUUUUUUCUCUCGUUUCAACUUAAUUUACUGAGAAACCGCAAAGCGUGAACGCCUCUGUCCUGAAAAUGUCGGAAAACAUAAAGUUGCAGCUUAAAGUUACGUCAAAUCGCGGCCAUAUUUGGUUCCCGUGUCCAAGAAGCUAUUUGCAUUUAUUAUUAAAAUACAAGGUUAAUCUCAUCCUUCUGCUCAGUGAAAGUAUCUCUGUAUCUUUAUCCAGUCUUAUCGUUGGUGUUCAGCACAGAGACAUCAACUUUCUCACAUUUCUGCACCACAGCAUCACUUUCUGUUUAUUCCACUCACUGGAUAAAGAAA
This is a messenger RNA of Ictalurus furcatus (blue catfish), 7893 nucleotides long. RefSeq names its product girdin-like. The record is from RefSeq and is a predicted model, not a curated record. Gene Ontology annotation, cellular component: cytoplasm; centrosome. Gene Ontology annotation, molecular function: microtubule binding; dynein light intermediate chain binding. Gene Ontology annotation, biological process: cytoskeleton-dependent intracellular transport; cytoplasmic microtubule organization. Bases 872 to 6202 code for a protein of 1776 amino acids. Lineage: Eukaryota; Metazoa; Chordata; Actinopteri; Siluriformes; Ictaluridae. The transcript is spliced from 32 exons.